This is a messenger RNA of Exophiala viscosa, 1221 nucleotides long. RefSeq names its product mannan polymerase II complex ANP1 subunit. Gene Ontology annotation, cellular component: mannan polymerase complex. Gene Ontology annotation, molecular function: alpha-1,6-mannosyltransferase activity. The transcript is spliced from 5 exons. The record is from RefSeq and is a predicted model, not a curated record. NCBI's taxonomy places the organism in Eukaryota, Fungi, Ascomycota, Eurotiomycetes, Chaetothyriales, Herpotrichiellaceae. Gene Ontology annotation, biological process: protein N-linked glycosylation; cell wall mannoprotein biosynthetic process. Bases 1 to 1221 code for a protein of 406 amino acids.
AUGAUUCUCCCUAAAGGCGGCGUGACCUGGAAGUCCGCCAAAGCCAGAUUACCGCCAUGGAAAGCUGUAUUAAUGUUCUUGACGCGCACACGAUUCCUGGUCGCGGUCGCCUUGACCGGCCUGAUUGUCUUAUUAUGGAGGGGGAUCAGUGUAUCAACACGAGAAAUGUCAAAUUUUUACUGCUUUGGUCCUUCAAAGCCGCCCAUGCAGAUGUCGACUAAUGAGAUGGUCGCUUGGAACCAGCACUUACAAACACCCGUGCUGUUCAACCAUCACGAACCCUACGAGGUCAAUUCCAGCACGAUCCAACUCGUCGACCUCAACCCCAUCGUCUCGACAUCGCGAGCCGUCAGCAACCGAGAACGAGUCCUCCUCCUCACCCCCCUUCGGGACGCUGCGCCCUACCUGAUCAAGUACUUCGAUCUGCUCUCUGAACUUACUUACCCGCACGACCUGAUCGACCUUGCGUUCCUUGUCGGCGACUCGACCGAUGACACUUUGGCUGUUCUUUCUUCCGAGUUGAACAGGAUCCAGCAAAGGACGGACAAGAUCCCGUUCCACAGCGUGACCAUCGUGGAGAAAGACUUUGGUUCAGCAGGUUUCAACAUGGACGUCGAGUCGAGACACGGUUUCGCGGCGCAGGGACCUCGACGGAAAGCCAUGGGUCGGGCGCGGAACUACUUGUUGUAUUCGGCACUGAAGCCCGAACAUGCCUGGGUAUACUGGCGCGAUGUGGAUAUCGUGGACAGCCCGAAAAAGAUCAUUGAGGAUUUCGUCGCGCACGACAGAGACGUUUUGGUGCCAAAUAUCUGGUUCCACCGCUACGAAAAUGGUCGCGACAUCGAGGGUCGAUUUGAUUAUAACUCGUGGAUCGAGUCUGACAAGGGCCGCCGUCUGUCCAACAGUCUGGACAAGGACAUCGUCCUAGCCGAGGGAUAUAAAGAGUACGACACGGGACGAACGUACAUGGCUAGAAUGGGCGAUUGGAGAAACAACAAAGACGAAGAGAUAGAGUUGGAUGGAAUUGGCGGUGUGAAUAUCUUGGUCAAAGCCGAUGUGCACAGAUCUGGCAUCAACUUCCCCAGCUAUGCGUUUGAGAAUCAAGCCGAAACAGAGGGGUUCGCCAAAAUGGCUAAACGGGCGGGAUAUCAAGUCGUUGGACUGCCGAAUUAUGUGGUUUGGCAUAUUGAUACGGAAGAAAAGCCGGGGAAUGCGGGAUAA